AUGCCCAUUUAUUUUUUUGAAUUUUUAUAUCAAAGGCUUGAAUCCAAUUACGAGCUCAAAGAAGGCAUAUGUCUUCCCCGAUGUCUUCUCUAUCAACACUAUUUGGAUUAUACGCGCAAAAAUUCGUGUAAAGCUAUCGGCGCCGCGGCUUUCGGCAAAUUAGUGCGACAAAAGUUUCCCAAAAUCACGACAAGAAGACUGGGAACGAGGGGUCAGUCAAAGUACCACUACUACGGCGUCGGCAUCAGAAAGACGUCCAUAUAUUUUGCGGACGAAAAACAAAUACAAAACCAAAAUAAAAUUCAAAACAGUAACACGCUUUUAAUAAGUGAUAAAUAAAGAAAAAGUGCGAAACAAAGGCUUCAAAAUGCAGAC
This is a messenger RNA of Medioppia subpectinata, 375 nucleotides long. The record is from the annotation of a GenBank genome assembly. NCBI's taxonomy places the organism in Eukaryota, Metazoa, Arthropoda, Arachnida, Sarcoptiformes, Oppiidae.